GAAUGCAAAGCUCAGAAGCAUUACAAAUGGUCGAAAGUGGAAGAAACAAAAGUGGGCGAACCGAUCACUAAUAUCGUUGAUAUCGGUUUAGCUGCACCAUCGUUGUCAUGUGAUUGUGUUGGAGGCCUGAUUCGAGAAUUAACUUAUCACUGUAGCGCUGGCAAAUUCCCACUGCUUGUUACAAUCGAUCAUGCAAAUUCAGGUGCGGCGCAACCGAUGCUGUUGCUGCAUACUAUGACGGCACUUUCUGAUGAGUCCCAAGGUUACUGUGGUGGAAUGACAAAUGGUGCCUGUUUAUUGGUUGCCGAUAAACGAGAAGUCAGCGAUGCACGUGACCAUCUUACUGUACCACUUGAAACGCCACUGGAACUGUUCGGAGAACACGUAGAGAACAUUGAGCCUUUCAUACCGAUUGAAACAUCACUGUACACAGCCGAUGAAAUGGAUACACUUUACGAAUAUUACUUGGAAAGAAACUGGAUUGCUUCUCAGACAGGCAAGUUCUUGCGGCGAACGGAGCGGGCAAAGAAGGAGCUGAGGUUUCUGAGCGCCGGAAGUCCUUACAAUUAUGAACGAUUAUGCGCUUUCAUCUGA
Molecule: messenger RNA, 594 nt
Organism: Gongylonema pulchrum
Lineage: Eukaryota; Metazoa; Nematoda; Chromadorea; Rhabditida; Gongylonematidae
Source: the annotation of a GenBank genome assembly